GAGUGCUGCUGCCUCUUCGUCAAGGGGAUACUCAGCGAUCACAGAGACAGAUCUGCCGGGCGAGAUCCGCGUUGCAUCAGAAACCCGGGGUCCCCUGCCCGGCGUGACAGCACCGGUUACACUAGUCUGGUCCAGCAUCACUGUGACUGCUGAACCAGCACCGAAGCAAUGCAAGUGGCUCAUGGGUAGCGCGAAGCCGGAGGAGCGGGCCAAGGUCAUCCUGAGGGACCUAUCUGGUGUUGCUGAGCCGGGAACGUUAACGGCGAUCAUGGGUGCCAGUGGGUGCGGCAAAUCGUCCCUCCUGAAUGCCUUGAACUGUCGUAAUGCGGGCUUCUUGACCCUGACCGGCCAGAUUCUAGUCAACGGCGUCGAGGCAGACAAUUCUCUGGCUAGAAUCUCGGCCUACGUCCAGCAGCAUGACCUCUUCCAGGAAUGGCUGACGGUCAAGGAACACCUAACUUUUCAGGCUUCGGUUAGAAUGGAUAAGUCGCUCUCAACAGAAGAGCGCCGGCAACGUGUGACCGAAGUUAUUCGCUUGGUCGGUCUGGGCGGGUGUUCUGACACUGUCAUCGGCAACGCACAACGCAGUAUAAGCGGAAUUUCAGGAGGCGAAAGAAAACGACUUGCCUUUGCCUCUGAGGUGUUAACCAACCCGUCCCUGUUGUUCUGUGACGAGCCCACUACCGGACUAGACUCCUACAUGGCUCACAGCGUAGUGUCAACAUUGACGCGUUUGGCCAGGGAGGGUCGCACGGUGAUGUGCACCAUACACCAGCCCGCGUCGGCGACGUACCGCCUGUUCGACAGAUUGAUUCUACUUGCUGAAGGUGCCGUUGCAUUUCAAGGAAGCCCUAAGGACGCCGUUUCCUUUUUUGAAUGCCUGGGCUAUUCGUGUCCACCAAAUUACAGUCCUGCCGACUUCUUCAUCAAGACCCUUGCGAUUAAACCUUCAGAUGAGGAGGAGUGUCGGCGGAGAGUCCAGGAAGUAACGGCAGCUUUCUUGAAGUCGCCGUAUAAUGACGCCCUUAAAGAGAAAAUCUUGCAGUACUGCACUCAGAACCCGAAGCAAGAUAAAUCUGCGCUUAUUGCCACCCACUCUCCAUACAAGGCUUCUUGGUGGCGCCAAUUUACAGCUUGCGUUAAGAGAGCUUACCUGGGCAACAAGCGGGAGCCUCUGAUGUCAAAGAUCCGUUUUGUGCAGACAAUCGCCCUUGGACUCAUACUAGGCCUUGUGUUCCUCCAAGAGAAGAUUGACCAGGACGGUGUUCAGAAUAUCACCGGUGUCCUGUUUCUGCUGGUGUCCAACUCGGCAUUUGCUAACACUUUCACGACAGUCCAGGUGAUACCCAACGAAAUUGCCCUGCUGAAGAGAGAGCAUUACAGUGGCAUGUACAGGGUGGACGCCUGGUUCCUUGCCAAGUUCGUCACAGAGAUUCCGGUCCACAUAAUUCUGCUUCCAUUGAUUCUUGUCACGGUCCCCUAUUGGAUGAUUGGUCUGUAUCCGGCUGCCGUAAAUUUCUUCACAGCCUGCUUGGUAAUUUGCCUGUCCACCGGCACAGCUAUUUCCUUUGCGUAUUUCUUAUCUUCUGUCAGCCGUACCGUCUCCAUGGCACUGGCGAUCGCACCUCCGUUCGCUUUCGCCUUCAUGUUGUUGGGCGGCCUUUUCAUCAAUGUUGGAGACAUCCCCGUCUGGCUGGGGUGGUUCUCCUACCUGUCUUGGUUUCGUUUUGGCUUCGAGGCAUUGCUCAUCAACGAGUGGUCACAGAUAGACGACAUUGAGUGCCCAGUGAACUGGACCACGCCGUGUGUUGACGACGGCCAGAUGGUGUUGGAAACGCUCUCGUUUAGUGAGAGUCAUUUCCUAAUGGAUCUAUGUUGCCUAGCCAUCCUAUUCGUUGGCUUCCGCCUGUUGGCAUUUCUGGCUCUUCUGUACCGCUGCAGGCGACAAGUCAAACGUCAAGAGUUGAAGCCGUUAACUCAAUGAAGUCUGACUGCUCAGAGCUACCAGAGUAGCAGGAAAGGUCUCGACAAAGGAAACGUGUUAUGGACAUGAAACAUAAGCAAAAUACAUUUGUCAGUAACACCAUAUUAGUACGACAGCUUUCCGACGAAUUAAUUCAGAAACAAACAUAAAACCUGCGGGUUGGACUUUAGUACCUAAUUAAACUUAGAGAACACGACUUCGCCCUCAAGUCCCACAAUUGGAAUUAAAUCCAGGUGACGUUAGCUCCGCGUUUGUACACCUGCAACUGUGUAAAUUGUUAAUUGGCUCACUCACA
Messenger RNA from Acanthaster planci (crown-of-thorns starfish), 2279 nucleotides. RefSeq names its product protein white-like. Gene Ontology annotation, cellular component: plasma membrane. Gene Ontology annotation, molecular function: ATP binding; ABC-type transporter activity; ATP hydrolysis activity. Gene Ontology annotation, biological process: transmembrane transport. NCBI's taxonomy places the organism in Eukaryota, Metazoa, Echinodermata, Asteroidea, Valvatida, Acanthasteridae. The record is from RefSeq and is a predicted model, not a curated record.